UAAGAAUUAUUUCAUAACCGGACUAAUUGUGCGCUACGCGAUAGUACUACAGACCGCGUAGUGAAAAUCGUCAAUAUGGUUAAGGGAUCGGUAUUUGCUGUGACCGGUGGUUCUUCAGGAUUAGGAAAAGGAGUGGCAGAAGUUCUUCUUACUCAUGGAGCGAAAGUAAUAAUCCUAGAUAUUCAAACUCUAAUUGAUGAUAGUUUAAAGCCUUUUGCAGAUAAUAUGUGCUAUGUGAAAACUGAUGUAACGUCGGAAGAGGACGUUAAAGAAGCACUUGCGACUGGAAAAAGAAAAUUUGGGAAAUUGAACGGAAUAGUUAGUUGCGCUGCUUUUGUUGGCGAUGUUGAGCCAAUAUAUGACACGAAAACAAAACGACUUAGUAGUUUAGACAAUUUUCGCAAAGAAGUAAAUGUUAAUCUUAUUGGAACACUAAUUUCUAUUCGGCAAGCGCUUCCUUUGUUAAUUGAAAAUGAGAAAGAUGCUGAUGGAGUAAGAGGAGUUAUUAUUACUAUUUCAAGUGUUGUUGGUCUUAAUGGAACCCCAAAAAUGUUGGGAUAUUCCGCCAGCAAAGGUGGUUUAAUAAACAUUAUUCCUCCUCUCGCAAUUGAAUUGAGAAAUUAUGCAAUACGCAUUAUGGACAUAGCGCCAGGUGUAUGUAAAACCCCGAUGAUUGAUAAGGCUUUCGGCCCCAAAGCAGCAGCGCAACUGAAUAACGAUUUUCCUCCAAGGCAAAUAGAACCUGUGGAAUUUGGAACAUUUGUAAAACAUGUUAUCGAAUCGCCCAUGCUCAAUGGAACAUGUAUCAAAUUUGGCGGACGACAGGAUGUUGCCACAGGACUUGUGGAGUGAAUGAGGAAGCUUCAUUUUUUUUUCCUACUAAAAAAUCAUCCAUUUUGUUACUAAAUUAUUUCUAUUUCAGUUGGCUUUGUGGAUGGUUUAUUUAAAUAAUGCAAUAAAAUAUUAAUUACUUAUAUUUAUACAUGCCAGAAUUCCCAGCUUUCAUCGCUUGAAGUUUGGCGUGUUUAAAAUAUCUGAGCAUUUUGGGGGAAAUAAAAAUGCGUUUUGGUUCCCGAGAAA
Dendroctonus ponderosae (mountain pine beetle) is the source of this 1080-nucleotide messenger RNA. Its product is annotated as ipsdienol dehydrogenase-like. The coding region runs from base 76 to 852 and encodes 258 amino acids. NCBI's taxonomy places the organism in Eukaryota, Metazoa, Arthropoda, Insecta, Coleoptera, Curculionidae. The transcript is spliced from 6 exons. Gene Ontology annotation, molecular function: oxidoreductase activity. The record is from RefSeq and is a predicted model, not a curated record.